This is a messenger RNA of Acipenser ruthenus (sterlet), 2188 nucleotides long. Its product is annotated as chorion-specific transcription factor GCMa-like. The transcript is spliced from 6 exons. Gene Ontology annotation, cellular component: nucleus. Gene Ontology annotation, biological process: gliogenesis; regulation of transcription by RNA polymerase II. The coding region runs from base 108 to 1304 and encodes 398 amino acids. The record is from RefSeq and is a predicted model, not a curated record. Gene Ontology annotation, molecular function: RNA polymerase II cis-regulatory region sequence-specific DNA binding; DNA-binding transcription activator activity, RNA polymerase II-specific. Lineage: Eukaryota; Metazoa; Chordata; Actinopteri; Acipenseriformes; Acipenseridae.
AAAAAAGGUUUUUGCUGUGGCAGACACUUACUGGUGGAGUCUCUUCUGAAGUCAAGGCAGAGUGACAUACCCAGAAACAUCGAAAUAAAUGAGGACUGUAUCUGAAAAUGUUAAAAGGUGCAGAUGAGAUUGCCCCACAUCGUGAUUUUACACCACUGAUUGGAAUGAGCUGGGAUAUUAAUGAUAUCAACCUUCCUCAGGAUGUGAAGCAGACAGACAGCUUCCAGGAAUGGACAGAUUCCUAUGAGAAGUACAUUUACAGCUCUAAUGCCAAACAUGCACAGAGACAUUUGAGUGGCUGGGCCAUGAGAAACACCAACAACCACAAUGCUCGCAUUCUGAAGAAAUCCUGUCUUGGUGUGGUAGUCUGCAGCAAUGACUGCACAACAAUGGAUGGGAGUAAAAUACACCUGAGGCCCGCCAUCUGUGACAAGGCCAGGCAAAAGCAACAAAAAAAAGGAUGCCCAAAUUGCCAUGCUCCUCUGACUCUAUUGUGCUGUAGAGGUCACGGGGGAUAUCCUGUCACCAACUUUUGGAGACAUGAAGGAUCUUAUAUAUUUUUUCAGUCCAAAGGACUGCAUGAUCAUCCAAAGCCUGAAUCAAAAUUAGAAGCUGAGGCAAGAAAAUCAGUUUGCAGAAAACGUACAAGUAUCUCAUUAAAAUCACCAAGUCUCAAAAGAACCCAGGAAUCAGAGCCUUUUGCAGGUAUAAUGCCAAGCCAAGAAGCAUUUUACCCUGCCAUUUCACCCCAUUUAGGAGACCACUUCCAGAAAGAGAUUGCAGACAGUCUUUGCAUCCCUUACCCAAGCGGUUUCAACUUUGGGAAAACUCCUUACACGGUUGACGGCUCAGCUGACAUGGACGACAUUGGCAGAUACUAUAGCAGAUGCCUACAAUAUACAGCUGGAAACUACGGUUCGGGGAACUUCACUGGAAACAUGAAAACCUGCGAUUCUAACUAUGAAUACGGGGACAACUGGAGUAGGAUUAUCAACUCGCUGAAUGCAUGCACAAGCAAGCCCAUCCUUGGCUAUGCACAGGGUUCUGGAAGCUAUCCUUAUGAAGCAGCGGCUUCACAAAACUUCCUAGAUACUCCAUUACAGAAUAAUUACACCAUGGUGUCAGAAAAAAGAGCUGCUCUCGCAGGAUUUAAGCAGGACUUUGAGCAGAAAUGGGGUGAAGACAGCUGUGAAAAGAAACAGACCUGGAACUGUAAGAACAGUUGUAUUACUGCUGCCGAAUUUGAACUUUGUCAGGAAGAUCCAUGUUUUGAGAAGAAUAAUUUAAGCCACCCUUUUUUCUGAAACAAAAUAUGCAAAUAUUGGCAUUGAUAUGCAGUAGAUGAUAUAAUUUACUAAGCAGAUUAAGCUAUAAAGUUAGUGGCCCUUUGGGACCUUGAUUCUGGUUUAUAACAUUAUUUAACUUCAUUUUUUUGAUAGAGAUGCGCUGGAGAAUGAAGUCCUCUCUAUUUAUAUACAUAGAGUAGGGAUAGCAUGAACUGCAGAUAUGUUGCCUAUUUUCAAUUUCUACCAAAUGUGUCAUGGACUGCUGUCUGCUGAAAAUCAAGCAGAAACUACCAAACUCAUUUCAAACCCAGCACCCAAUAGACACAUACACAAAGUUAAUGUUAGGUAGUCAAAGCACUAAUUACUGUCUGUAAAACCAGCCAUUAAAUAAGUGUUGGAAAUUGUGGUAUUACUGUACACAUUUAAGUAUUAGUAAGUAUUUAAUUCCGAUAAUGUAAAUAUUUAUCUGUGAUAAAUUCUACACUUAUUUAUAGGAACUGUCUAUCACAUAUUAUAAUGUGUUGGUAAGUUUUUGUUUUCUCUUAUAUACUUCUUCUCAUUGAGCCAUCUUCUCUAUGAUUACAAAACAUACUUGCCAGUAAUGCUCUAGCAGGCAGAUAACAUGCUUUUCAUUUUCUACGAAACGACAAGAUGAGUUCCCAGUAUAGCAAGUACAGUACUAAACUGUAUUGUAAACAUAGUCCUAAGAUUUAAGGUGGGAACCAGUAUUUAUAUAGUCAUUAAGGCUUUCAUUUGUACCAUUAUUAUUAUUUUUUUUUUUUACUCAACACAUUCCAUAAUUUUGUAAACUCUACUGUAUUGUUACUGUUGUCAAACAAAUAAACAAAUUACACUUCAAAUUCAAUAGAAAUUUCCAUUAAACACAACAUGAAAUAUAAAUA